AUGAGGACUUUGGAGGUUCCGGGGAAGGCUUGCGAGUCCCCAGACGCAGGUUUUCACGGACCUUACCAGAGCGUUUUCCAAAACGUGCGCGUCGCGAGAGAGAGCAACGCCGAGAGUUUGGACUUUUCUAGCUCCAAGAAGCGCGGCUGCCUGCUGGAGACCGCGUCGACGGAAAUGCGUUUAAGCAAGCUGUCCCCCAGCAAGGUAAUAGUAUGCUGCCCCGAGAAAGAGUGCGAGAGUGCGAGUUCAGUGAUGCGGAGUUCAACAGGAAGUAAAUGCGACACGUCCUUGUCAAGCUCGGGCCGCGCAGACGCCACCGAAAGCAGCGGCAGUCGCGCAGGUUUCCUUCGGGGCGCAGAGAGCGGACAGAAGGGCUGCGCUGAGGCUGAAGUUAACUCGCACCGUGACGCAAGAGUGGCGAGUAGUAGUCGCGCGUGCAACAACAACAACAACACCACCACCAGCAGCAGUAGCAUCUCGGAGACAACGCGAGAGCUGUGCAAAGCCGUGUCCGUAUCUUUGGGCUUAGCUAUGGAGUCCAGCGAACUGGGCGAGGUGGGACCGCACCAUGCGCCGCCGCCCCUGACCACUAAAAGUAGUAGUGAGGACAUCUAUUUGUUUGGAAUGCCUUUGCUCAACUGCUCAGUGAGCGAACGGGAAGCAGGAGGGAAAGAAAGAGAGUACGCUUUCACGGCGGGACGAGACAGAGGCGCAGAGCUGCGAGGCAGGGACAAAGUGCUCGAGAUGUUUAAAAGUGGCGACCUGGAGCAGCUAGCAGGUGAAGUGACGACCUUGCAGUGCAGCAGCGCGUCUCGAUCACACCUAACCGCGGAUGUGCAGGGUGUGCAUGAGUUCGCCAGCUUGUCCGGGGACAUUGCCAACUUGAGUUCAGAAGGUACGGCAGCGACGACAGCACCGGGCAUGGACGCAACGCGAGCGGCUUCGUGCCAGUUCGAACAACUGUUGCCCGCGAGCAUGGCCCAUUUCGUGCAACCGGAGCUCGAAAACGGACCGAGCCAGAGCUUUGCGAAGCCCGCGGAGAUGUCCGGCGAGUUCGCGGGCCCCGUGGAGGAUUACGUUAAUCUCUAUAAUGUCAAAAUCAAGGCGGAGAUGAUGCCCCGUGAACUAAAUGACAAUUGGGCGUACCCGCAUAGGUACGCUGAGGACUGUAACGGCCAGUACGGGUCUCCCAAACAUAGGACCCCUUAUGCAUCUGGCCACGAUACGCCUUUUAUCUGUAACCCCUACGAGUACGGCCGAAACGAGGCUCUGGUUCCGCGGGAGCGACCUCCGCCCGAACAGUGGUACCCCGGCGGGAUGUUGACCCGUCCCCCUUACCCUAACAUGCCCUGCUUGAAAAACGAGAUGGGCAACUGGCUGGAUGUAACAUCAUUUACGGAUGGCAGCCAAGUAAACCAGUACACAGAGGCAGCUGUACACAUUAACACUCUCCUCCCUCAGGGUAGCUGGGUUCCAGGGAUACUGCCAUCAAGGCAACCCCACACAGUUGUGUCCGAGCGCAAAGACACCAUGCACUUCAAAGCUCUUAGCCUUGAACUUCUCUAUUCUCGUUUUUGUUCUCGAGUCAUUCACACAUUUAAUCACCCACAAGCUAUACAUGGAAAGGGAACAUUUUGAUUCACACACCGACAUGCAGGUCCAACUGUCAUGCUGUGCAUUUUCAUUGA
Messenger RNA from Sinocyclocheilus rhinocerous, 1688 nucleotides. RefSeq lists its product as uncharacterized. Lineage: Eukaryota; Metazoa; Chordata; Actinopteri; Cypriniformes; Cyprinidae. The transcript is spliced from 3 exons. The coding region runs from base 1 to 1638 and encodes 545 amino acids. The record is from RefSeq and is a predicted model, not a curated record.